AUGGGUGUUGACGGCGACGCGAUCGACCCGAUAGACUUCCCACCGGGGAUCUCUCUCGAACGAACGCACGGAAUCAACGUCUUACGCGUCCGGGACCACCCGCUGGAUGUUCCAAAGUGUCUGAAAACGCUCUCGCAUCCAGCUUCCGGCGCCGACGUGCGCGUGAUCGGGAGCGCGCACGUCUCGGCGGACAGCGCGCGAGAGGUGCGGAGGGUGAUCACCGAAAAUAAGCCCGAUCUCGUGGUGAUCGAGCUCGACGGCGAUCGAUUAAAGGCUUUACUCAGGAGCGCGAGCGAGGAGCGACCGGCGGCGCACGCCGCGCGCAGGGUGGCGACGCCAAGAGAGGCGCUGCGAACGAUGAUGGCGGGCGAGAUACCGCUCGUGGUAGGGAGUUUAGGUUACGCCGUCGUGGGGGCGGUGUUGGAUUGUAGACCAGGGGCGGAGUUUAUUGCGGCGGUGGAGAGCGCGAGAGACGUCGGGGCGACUGUUGUCUUGGGUGAUAGAAGUCAAAAAGCGACGAUAGGAAGGCUGUACGCGCGCGUUCGUCGUGGUUCGACCGAAUUCGAUCGUUUGGUUUCGUCGAAAGAGACGGUGUACGAGACGAACGGGCCGGAAGCGGGCGAAGACGAAUCGCCGUUAUCGCCUUCGUCGUCGCUCGAUGCUCGUCAAACGCGUCGAGCGAACGUCAUCGCGGCCAAGCUGCCACAGGUUGCAAGGAUCAUGGAAAAAGCUGGGUGUAAGAAUAGUGAGGCGGUGGUGAAAACGAGCCUGGAGGUGCUGGAUAGCGCAUUGAAGGGGAUGCCCAUCCGCGUGGAUGAUCUGUUAAAAGUUCGCAAAUGCGCGAAACGUGUGGUUGAAUUUGUGCGAGUUGAAUCAUUCAAUGGCAAUCCAAUGUUUACUCCAGGGUCGCAAAAAGGUGGACAGAAAGAGAGUAUAAUGGACUGGGCGACGAAGCAGACCGUGGUUCGCGAGCGGGACUUGAUCCUGGCGACGGCUUUACAGCGGGAUCCCACAGUGCAAUCGAUAGUCGGCGUCGUCGGAGCUGGUCACGUCGAGGGCAUUUCAAAGCUCUGGGACGAAAUUGAAAGCUCUGAUUCGAAGAAGAAGUUUAACGAAUAUUUGAACGAGUGGCCCGAAGACGCGAAGCCGAUGGACUACACGAACAGGAUCAUCACCAGCGUCAUCGGCGCGGCGGCACUCACUACUAUUGUCCGUCGUGGAUCUCCGCGGAGUGUGAAGCUCGCCGGUGCAUUCGUCGGUACCGUGCUGACCGUUGGUGCCGUAGGGACGUACAUUGGCGUAUCGGGGUUAGUCGCGCUCGGUCGCGUCGCCGUAGCGAUCGAAGAUGCUUCUAUCAGAGCCGCAGAGCUCGGUAAUCGUGAAGAUUCGGCGCACGCACCGGGUGCUUUUCGUAACAUCAUAGUUCGCGACGCGGCCGUGCCUUUCAACAAGAAUCAAUAG
Messenger RNA from Ostreococcus tauri, 1461 nucleotides. Its product is annotated as Pheromone shutdown, TraB. The transcript has a single exon. The record is from RefSeq and is a predicted model, not a curated record. Bases 1 to 1461 code for a protein of 486 amino acids. NCBI's taxonomy places the organism in Eukaryota, Viridiplantae, Chlorophyta, Mamiellophyceae, Mamiellales, Bathycoccaceae.